GUUUUGGGCCCGAUCGAUCAGUUAGUUGCUGACUUUGCGCGGCAGCGAGCGGUUUGCAUUGCCAUUGCUGCGCCGGUUGUUCAGAUUAAAUAUAUAUACUUACUUAUAUAUCGCUAUAUUGCCACUGCGGUUGCGCAUGCGCCUCAUCCGAAUCGGUGGAAAAUAUAUAGGCCUUCAAUUGAUUUUCGUUUUUUUUUUCGCUCACAUAAAGACUUCUGGACUUCUGUGUGUAUGGUGAAUGAGCGUUUGAAUAAUUGAAAAGCGUUUGGCGACGCCUCCAACUUUUGACACGCAGCCCCAGACAACAGACCCUUGACCCUUAAACCCUAUCCUUAGGCAAACAGUCGAAGGUAGUACGAACUAAUAGCGACCAGCGCGAACUUCUCCAGCUGAUUAAUUAAAGAAUAAAAACACAGGAGUCCAUCUCUUUCGCACUGGAAACAGUUUGCCUGGACACGUCGUUGUCGGUGUUUUUGGGUAGCGGCUCAGUCCAGCAGGCGAUGCCUUAGUGGCAGCUCCUUCAGAUUCGAAGAAACCACCAACGGCAAGAUGCCCUACAAUCUCUGGCUGCGACGGCGCCUCCAGCUGCUCGCCUCGCUGCUCUUCUGCGGUCUCUUGGGCUAUUUGACCUCGGAGGCGGUGGCCAAGCCAACGUUACCCUUCAGUUUGCCACAAGGACUCCAGGGAUUUCCCUCGUUCCAGUCGUUUACCCAACAGAUCAUCGAACAGCGCAGCGUUCGGCAGAUGAAGACGUACAGCGGCAAGCGGGUGAGCAACGACUCCCUCAUUAUGAUAUACUAUCACGAUCUGACCAUAGCCGUAACGGAGCUGGGACCCCAGAAGCUGCUACUCGGCUGUGAACUGAUCGAAAUCUACAAUGACAAGGAGGGCAAGAUGCUGCUGGAGGGACUCUCGCACUAUAAUCGCCCAUUGGAAAUCAAAUUUGAUGAGAUGCUUAAGCUGAUGGAUCAGUGCGAGCAUGUGGAUAAGCUGACCUACGCCUCUCGUUACAAGUCCAAGCUGGAGGGUGGUGAACGUAGCAAUGGCAGUGGAGGAGAUGAUUCCACAGAUGGCACCAAUGAUGGGGUAGCCCUCAAGCUGGCCACCAAUAUCUUUCCACGCAGUCCCUUCUCCCUGCUGAGUGGGAUUAUUCCAGGCACAAAAUGGUGUGGCACUGGCGAUAUCGCAGAGACGUACAGCGAUCUUGGCAGCGAAAUGGCCAUGGAUCGAUGCUGUCGCCAACAUGAUCUGUGCCCUAUCAAGAUCCGAGCCUAUCAGCACAAAUACGAACUGAUGAAUGAUUCUUUGUACACAAAAUCCCACUGCAUCUGCGAUGAUAUGCUGUUCUCCUGCCUGAAGAUGACCAACACCUCGGCCUCCCAGCUGAUGGGCUCCAUCUACUUUAAUCUGGUGCAGGUUCCCUGUCUGGACGGGCGUAGCAACAAGUACAAGUUCCGGUCGGCCAAGGAGGGUUUCUAGGGGGG
This is a messenger RNA of Drosophila eugracilis, 1484 nucleotides long. RefSeq lists its product as uncharacterized. Gene Ontology annotation, biological process: phospholipid metabolic process; arachidonate secretion. Lineage: Eukaryota; Metazoa; Arthropoda; Insecta; Diptera; Drosophilidae. The record is from RefSeq and is a predicted model, not a curated record. Bases 550 to 1479 code for a protein of 309 amino acids. The transcript has 6 exons.